This is a messenger RNA of Cottoperca gobio, 1044 nucleotides long. RefSeq names its product CD63 antigen-like. The transcript has 8 exons. The record is from RefSeq and is a predicted model, not a curated record. The coding region runs from base 1 to 930 and encodes 309 amino acids. Gene Ontology annotation, cellular component: plasma membrane. Lineage: Eukaryota; Metazoa; Chordata; Actinopteri; Perciformes; Bovichtidae.
AUGGACAUAGAGAAAAGACAUGAACGGGUAGAAAGAGAUGUGAAGAACGGAGGAGAGGACACUGGCAGUGUGUCACAAGCCAGAGGCCUCAGUCCUUCUCCAGUCUGUGGAGGCGCGUCAGGCUUCCUGCAGCUGCUCCAUAUGUCUCUGGAGAAGCUUCGGGGGAAGAGCUUGGUCCUCGUAAAGAGACAGGAAGGAACCCUGAACUUCAGACGUGGCUUUCUUUUCUUCAAUUUUCUCUUUUUGGCAUCUGGGAUCACUCUCAUCACUAUCGGUGUACAGCAACACUCGACUUACGCAGAGAUGGGAGAGUUUGCAGGAAAAAGCCUGGUUAAAAUCUCUAUAGUCCUCAUUGCAGUGGGUGCCAUCGUAAUCCUCGUCUCCCUCUUGGGCGAUGUUGGGGUUUUCUUUAAUAAUCAUAAUAUAGUGACUUCUUUCAUCUGUAUCCUGAUCGUCGUUAUCUUUUUGGAGAUACUCACAGGGGCUGUCAUUUACAUAUUCUACAACAAGCUGAAAUAUUUAGAUCCUGAUAACCAGGUGGUAAAAGGUUCUAUGGACUACUCCAACAACGCACGACGUGUGAUCAGUGAAUACAGACCGGAGAAGAGAGCCGCCAUCGAUAGAGUUCAGGAAAAGUAUAAAUGCUGUGGGGCAGACGGCCCCUCUGACUGGGCCACCAGUGUGGGCUGGGCGAACCAUGAUGCCGUGCCAGAAUCCUGCUGCGUGGGGAAGGGUGAGGGUUGUGGAAAGGACAAGGACAAAGUGAGCUCAAAGGGUUGCCUCAAGAUCAUCAAGGCAAUUCUGUUCAAAAACCUGCUGUGGAUCGGUGCUCUCUGCAUUGUUCUUGGAGUCGUAGAGGGUUUUGGAGUAUUCACCGGGGUGGGCUUCUGUCUGGCCAUAAAACAGAAAAACUAUCAAAGCAUGAGCUGAUGUGUAAUCGUGGCCAAGCACAGCCAACUCUCCACAUCGCUGACAUAUUUAAUCUAUUUUAUUUGCUUUUCCAGUCAUUAUUUCUAAAAAUGUGACAUAAAGAUUAAACACAUG